CUGCAGAAAAUAUUUGGAUACAUCUGUUUAUUAGAGGAACACAUCCAGUCUUUUCGAUCUGAUGUCACCCUUCUAAGACAAGAAAAUCAUCACUGGAACUGUUUGGAAAAUGUAUUGAAGGAUGCCGUACAUGACAAGAAUCGCUUGAACCUCCAGGAUGCAAAUAUCUACCACAAGGCACUGCACAAUGACGAGGUAAUAUUGAAAACAGAGUAUGAUCCACUUAGAGAAACCCUCACCGCAGUGACUGAAGAACGAGAUUUGGCUGUCAAGGAGAAACACCAGCUCCAAGCCAAACUGGAGAACCUAGAGCAAGUACUGAAGCAUAUGCGAGAGGCUGCUGAACGGCGGCAACAGCUGGAAUUGGAGCAUGAGCAAGCCUUGGCUGUUCUCAACGCAAAGCAGAAGGAAAUUGAACUCCUGCAGAAGGCUCAAGUUGAGGCUAAAAAAGAACAUGAAGGUGCAGUUCAGCUGCUAGAGACCACCUUGGACAGCAUGCAGGCCAAGGUUCGUGAGCUAGAGGAGAAAUGUCGGACACAGAGUGAACAGUUUAACCUCCUCUCUAAGGAACUAGAAAGGUUUCGCCAGCAAGCUGGGAAGAUUGACCUCCUGAGUAGUAACUCAUUGGCAUCUCUGGAUAGCCCCGGCUCCCCUAGCAAAUCCCUAUCCCAACUAAUGAAUGGAAUUUCCACUUCUUUAGGUAAAGGUCAUGAAAGCUCCUCUGGAGGCCACUGUGUGAUCUCAGAGUUUAUACGACCACUACAGCUAUCUGGUGACAAACCAGAGCAAUUGUCCAUCAAGCCAACUUUUAUGUCCCGGUCACGAUCUGGAAGCCCAAGAUGCAGAUUUGAAUCAGAUAUGGAUAAUGAACAGAAUUCCAAUACCUCAAAGCAGAGAUACUCGGGAAAAGUCCAUCUUUGCAUUGCCCGAUAUAGUUAUAACCCUUUUGAUGGACCAAAUGAAAACCCCGAAGCAGAGCUCCCCCUCACUGCAGGAAAAUACCUCUACGUCUAUGGAGACAUGGAUGAAGAUGGUUUCUAUGAAGGUGAACUUCUAGAUGGACAAAGAGGUCUUGUCCCUUCCAACUUUGUGGAUUUUGUACAGGACAGUGAAUCACGUUUUUCGAGUGGGUUGAGCAGUGAACAGGACCAGAAUUACAUCAACCAUACUGGUCACACACUGGAAGGAGAUGACCUUUUGGAAAUUAACCCUCCAAGCCACUUAGACCCUUGUGUCAUCAAAAAUGGUGCAGGGACCCUGGAUGUGAACAUUGAUGAAAUUGGGGAAGACAUUGUGCCUUAUCCUAGAAAAAUUACCCUUAUCAAACAACUAGCCAAAAGUGUAAUUGUGGGCUGGGAGCCUCCAGUUGUGCCACCUGGAUGGGGAACCAUUCAUAGCUACAACGUCCUAGUAGAUAAAGAAAUACGGAUGAGUGUAUCCUUAGGGAGCAGAAGUAAAGCUCUCAUAGAAAAACUCAACAUUGCUACUUGCACGUAUCGAAUUUCAAUUCAAAGCAUCACCAGCAGGGGCAAUUCUGAUGAGCUACAGUGCACCUUGUUAGUUGGGAAGGAUGUCAUUGUGGCACCCUCCCACCUUACGGUGAACAACGUCACUCAGAUCUCUGCUGAACUCACCUGGCUCCCAACCAAUAGCAAUUACAGUCAUGUGAUCUUCCUUAACGAAGAAGAAUUUGACAUUGUCAAGGCUGCCAGAUACAAGUACCAAUUUUUUAACCUGAAGCCCAACAUGGCCUACAAGGUGAAGGUAUUAGCCAAGCCUCACCAGAUGCCCUGGCAGCUCCCUCUGGAGCAACGGGAAAGAAAAGAAGCCUUCAUAGAAUUUUCAACAUUGCCGGCAGGUCCGCCAGCUCCCCCUCAAGACAUUAGAAUUCAGGCUGGACCAACACCAGGAACUAUCUUGGUUUCUUGGAAGCUGCCAAUUCUCACGGCAACAGGGACCUCCAAUGGAGCCAGUGUUACUGGCUAUGGCAUUUAUGCAAAAGGUCAAAGGGUGGCAGAAGUGAAUUUUCCUACAGGAGAGAAUGCAGUUGUGGAGCUCAUGAGACUCCGGAACUUGGAAGCAAAGGAAGUUCUUGUCCGGACACUUUCCGUCCAAGGGGAAUCUGUGGACUCGUUGAGCGCUGCCAUUCCACAUGACCUACUGGUGCCUCCAACCCCUCAUCCCUGGCCAGCUCCCAAAUCUAAGCCAUUAUCAAGUGCCGGCAUCCCAGAUACCAAAGACGAACAUUUGUGUCCACACGUAAGAAGGGAUGAGCCAUGGGAACAGACCCGUGUGUCCUCUCCCAUUCAUGGACACACCCUGGAGCCUCCCAACUUCCACAGCCCUCUCCAAGGAAGGAGAUCUCCUUCUCCAAAUCGGAUUCUCCCUCAGCCACAAGGCGCACCUGUCCCCAAUACUGUCGCAAAGGCCAUGGCCAGGGAAGCAGCCCAGCGGGUUGCUGCAGAGAGCAGCAGGUUAGAGAGGCGGAGUGUGUUUACUGAAAGGAGUAGUGCCCUGCAUUAUGCAAACUCUGAUGAAGAAGAGGAUGGCUACGAGUCUCCGUGUGUCAAAAGAAAAGGGGCUUCUGUUGAUGAUUUCUUGAAAGGCUCUGAGCUUGGGAAACAGCCCCACUAUUGCCAUGGGGAGGAGUACCACACUGAGAGCAGCCGGGGCUCUGACCUCUCCGACAUCAUGGAAGAAGAUGAGGAAGAGCUGUACUCAGAGAUGCAGCUGGAGGAUGGUGGGAGGAGGAGAGUCAGUAUAACAGCGCAUAACACACUCAAGGAAUAUUAUAAGAAUAAGACUACCGAAGCAGCUUUUUUGGAACGGCCUGAUUUUGCCCAGCAGAUCCAUCACAGUAAAAAGCUUUUCAGUAUCCCUGAAGUAGCCGAAGAAGAUGGUGAUUAUUCGGAACUUUUGCACAAACAGGGUUUAGGGAAGUCCCACAAAAUGAGAAGCAUGAUAGCUAGAGAAAGUAGAUCGGCCAGAGCCUACAAUCAAGAGCAGCAGCACAACUUCUGGCACCCUGCAAAACAACGGCUUUUGGAGGACUGGGAAGAGAGGGGCUACAAAUUUAGCCGGUCUUCCACCCGGAGCCCAGACAGUGGCCUGGACUGUGGCAGUGAAGAAGAGGAGUUACGCUUUAACUUCCGCAGUGCUUAUGACAUGGGUUCUGCCUAUGCCGCACCCAGCUGUUGUGCAGAUGGCAGGAACUGUUCGUGCAAGAAAGCAUCACGGCCACUGCUGGCACGCCGGAGGACCCUGACGCGGCAGAGCAGCAUCGAAGAAGAUUUUGGGGAUCCCAUGCCCUCCUUUCUAGAAUCCCGAAGUGAGGAUUGCAAGCCGGUUUAUUAUGAGAGGAAGCACGAACCUCAGAGGUGUAGUAGAGCAGAUAAUUUGGCUCGUGAAGAUUAUCAGGGAGGCUGGAGCAGUCCCUUAAAAGAGAAUGACUAUAGGGCACCUUGCAUCCCACUUACAAGGCCAUCCAGCAGAGAGCCUAAAGACCCUCUGCUCUUAGGUAAUCUGUCAUCCUCUGGACGUCCAGACAGGAUGGAGCAGCUGGGCCGAAGAAUAUCUCAUGGUAGCGCUGGACCACAGAGAUCGCGCCCUAUGUUGGUCCCAUCUAUUGAAAUUACAAUGGACAGUAACAGUGAAGGCGCUUGGUCUCGGUCAGGUAGUGAGGGAAAUAUUUCCCCCAUAAAAGAAGAAGCUUAUUAUCGCAGGAUUGACGGACACAGGAAAUGGUGCCAGCAACGUACCAUGGCCUCUGACUAUAGAUACGAGGGAUACUGUAGCCGAGAUCGUCUCUCUCCAGAAAUGUAUGAAGAAUCAGAAACCGAUCCUGGUGCAGAAGAGGUGUCCACACGGAUCUUUGUUGCCCUUUUUGACUAUGAUCCACUGACCAUGUCUCCUAAUCCUGAUGCUGCAGAAGAGGAACUCCCAUUCAAAGAAGGGCAGAUUAUCAAGGUUUAUGGUGAUAAGGAUGCUGACGGGUUUUACCGAGGAGAAACCUGCACAAGACUAGGCCUUAUUCCUUGCAAUAUGGUCUCUGAAAUCCAAGCUGACGAUGAAGACAUGAUGGAGCAGCUUCUGAAGCAAGGGUUUCUCCCUCUAAACACCCCUAUAGAAAAACUAGUCAACCGCAACCAUUUCAAGGAGAGCACACACUCUGUACACCGCAGAUCCAGAAAGUCUAAAAGAGAAAGGAACCGAAGGAUUAACCAUACCUCAGCGGCACCUACAAGGAGAAUGGUGGCAUUAUAUGACUACGACCCAAGGGAAAGCUCUCCCAACGUUGAUGUGGAGGCUGAGCUAACAUUUUGUACAGGAGACAUUAUUACCGUCAUUGGAGACAUUGAUGAAGAUGGUUUUUAUUAUGGUGAAUUAAAUGGCCAGAAAGGUCUGGUUCCUUCAAACUUUCUUGAAGAAGUGCCUGACGACGUAGAAGUCUAUUUAUCUGAUGCCCCAGCACGAUAUGCUCAAGAUACACCAAUACGUACAAAAGCUAAAAGGGUUCCUCCUGAGAAUACAGGUACAUCACCAAGGCGAGCACCAUCUCCCACAGUCCAUCUCCAUUCGGGGUCACCUACGUCAUCUGUGGGUUCUGGUAGUCCCGGGAGAGGCAGGGAGUUGUCCUCGAAAAAGAAAAAGGGGCUGCUUUCCAAAGGGAAGAAACUUCUGAAAAGGCUUGGUGCAGUGAAAUGAUUUCCGUAUUCUUCUGGACAACAUGUAAAGCUUCAGAUCUGUGUCUUUUGUUUUGUUUUUGUUUUUUUACAUUUAAAAUAAAAAAAUAAAAUCAACUUUCAAACUAGGGCUUUCAUGGCUAUUCCAAACAUCUUUCUACAUAGAACCCAACCUUUAAAACUACAAAUAAAUUCUAACAUCAACAGGGGGGGAAAACAAAGUGUCUCUGACUGGUUUUGGUGUUCAAUCAGAUGGCAAAGAGGGGAGGGAAUCGUCACGGCAUUGCGACUCAAAAACACAGUGUUGCCACUGCCAGUGUACAUGUCUAAAUUCUUUUUUAAAAAACGACGAUGGAAGGGAUUAAGGAGCAUCACAAGAAUCGACCAUUUGUGAAAGGCAACUCUGUUCGCAUCUUUAGAUCCAUUUUGUAUCUUUCCCUCCCUUAAAAGAGGAGAAAAAAAGGUUCUUUGAUCCCUUUUCAACCAUUGAUCCACAACUUUACACAGAAAUGGUCUUGAAACUCCUAGUUUAUUCCGCCUUGAUGUUUGCCUUAUUAAUGCACAAUGAUUUGUACUGUCAAAACUAUACAGCGUAUACUUUGUAUGUACUGUGUAAUCAACUGUCCUUCCAUCCUCACUGGGAAAAUUGAUAAUUUAAAAGAUCAAGUAAUUGGUGUUGCUGGCUCUAUUUCGAUGUCUGAUGUAAUUUCUGGGAGUCUGAAAGUGUCGUGCAAAGGUGCAUUUUGAAACAUCUGUCUGAGUUCUGCUAGUCAACCUCUCCAGUAUACGUAAAGCCAGAUUCUUGCACAAAACUACUGAGAGAAAAAGAAAAUGUACCCUAAAAUGCAGAUUAAAACGGGGCCAUUUGUUUUGGUAUUGUUUUCAAAAGUAUGCUAAAGACAAAUUUAAGGAAGUACUACAAUGAGAAAGUUGUGUUAUUCACUGGCCAUUGCCAGCAGAAGUCACUAAAAUAGAUAAAGAGUGCUAAGUUUGCCACAUACUAUGUUCUGUUAUUGGCACUGUAAUUUGGAAGAAAAAAAACACCUUUAAAAAAAGACAUAUGUAGUUGCUGGCAGACAUAUUUGGCUGUUACUCUUUUGUAACCUGUCCAUUUGUAAAUUCUUUUUACUGUUUAUACAUACUUUUCAGACUGCCUUUCUUUUGUAAUUGAUGGAAGGUUUAUAAUAUGAAUGAGCAAAGCUUAUCCCCAUUGUGUCUUCAAACAAAUACAAUGUAAAUUCCUGUAAAGUAAUCUAGUGUGCUAGAUUUAUGAAAUUAAUGAAAAAAAUACUGGCCUAAAUUUGUGGUAAACUAUUGUGUGGGCGUGUGCAUGUGUACAGUUGUUCGUGUAAAAUAUUUUAUAUAAAUAAAUUUGAUAUUUUGUAGAAAA
Anolis sagrei ordinatus is the source of this 6072-nucleotide messenger RNA. RefSeq names its product RIMS binding protein 2 (gene RIMBP2). Gene Ontology annotation, molecular function: protein binding. The record is from RefSeq and is a predicted model, not a curated record. Gene Ontology annotation, biological process: neuromuscular synaptic transmission. NCBI's taxonomy places the organism in Eukaryota, Metazoa, Chordata, Lepidosauria, Squamata, Anolidae.